AUGCAUGAGCUAUUCCUCUCAGCAUCAGUGGAUAGCGAAGAUGUCUCUCGUGCUCUGCGGAUAUUACAAGGCUAUUGUGGUAUGAUACCACAGCCCUUUAUUCGACGACGAUUAGUAUUCGAAGGUCCUCGGAGUCGGACCAAUUUGAAAGGCCUUGAUCCUUCCUUUCUCAAAAAGCAACCGCCGAAUAAACAAUUUUGGUGGAAGAAUCUUAACGAUCAGCUGAUUCGUCAAUCUUAUGUUCUUACUCUUAUAUAUGAUGUUGAUAGAAGCCAAUUUGGUCAGCCAGCAAAGGAGCUUGGUAGUGGAGAGGACAAAUCGGGCCUACUGCCAUGUGAUGAGGUUCCAGGUACUUUGCGAUGGAAUGAUCUCCCAGAUCCAGCAAAUGCCGCCAUCGUGAAUAGCAGGAUGUUCAUUGCCAUUGACAAUGAAAAGUCAUUAUGUAAACUUCUACAAGACAGCAAUCACCGAUUCACGCGAGAGAUUAUUCAAGAAUGUCACCGGACAGUUCACAACAAUAUAGUUUUCACACUUAGUCGUUACUUUGAAGUCCCUUCCGAGUUUCAAGAAGUUGAUGGCAAUUCACGCCCUAAGGUGAACAGCAGGUUGCCACCAUUUGAAUUGUUGGAACCGUUUGAUGCUGAAGACAAAUGGAUUCUCACUGCUAGUGUGGAGGUUCAGAAUGGAAGCGAUCCUGAUCAUAUGAAGAGUGCAAUGGCGGAGUUAUCGGGAGUCCAAGAGGAGUUUAGAGGAUGUUUUGCUCUAAAAGCAGCAGAUAGGCAUACCUUUGAUACUAAAGUGAAAGUCCAGUCUUGA
Sclerotinia sclerotiorum 1980 UF-70 is the source of this 816-nucleotide messenger RNA. RefSeq lists its product as hypothetical. Gene Ontology annotation, molecular function: transcription coregulator activity. The transcript has 3 exons. Gene Ontology annotation, biological process: regulation of transcription by RNA polymerase II; termination of RNA polymerase II transcription. The coding region runs from base 1 to 816 and encodes 271 amino acids. The record is from RefSeq and is a predicted model, not a curated record. Lineage: Eukaryota; Fungi; Ascomycota; Leotiomycetes; Helotiales; Sclerotiniaceae. Gene Ontology annotation, cellular component: core mediator complex; mediator complex.